UAUUUUUUAGAUUGAAAACUUUUAAGAAAACUAGAAAAAAAUCUAACAUGAGCGGUAAAAGACUAACCUCUGAGCGUUUACGUGAUAGAACCAGUUAUGGUCUGUAUUGUGUCAAUUUCCAUGGUUCGGGUUUAAAUACCAUUAAAGAUGAAUUUAAACGACAAGCUUUAACGGGUUUAAGACAAACGCUUUUUAUUGUGGAUUUAGAUGAAUUACAAAAAGAUCUUAACAAUCAGCCACGUAAUAGCAAAAUGAGAAAAGAAUUGAAAGAGAAUUUCAAUAAUUAUUUAAUAAAAAACUUGAUACUACAAAUACAAGGAUUUCGCAAGGAAUAUGAAUUACUAAUAAAGAAAAUCAAUGAAGAAUUAAAAUUUAAUUUAUAUGAAUAUUGGCUAAAACACAUAGAAGAAAACAAUAAAAUUUCUUUAGAACCUAAACUAAAGGAUACCAAUAAACAAAAACUUUCUAACACUAACAAAGAAUUGAAAACAGAAGACAAAAUUCCCUGUGCCGUUUCACUAUUACCCCAAGAACACAAUCGAGUAGGACAGCCUAAACUAAUAUCUACAAGAAAGUACAUUAAAGAUGAGCCCACCUUGGGCAAAUUGUACAUAAUUAUUUUGGGCGAAAUGUGUGAAGAAUUCUAUAAGGAUUUAUUAAGGCGAGAUCAACCUCUUGAGGGUAUUAUAAAUUUUAUACCAACUGAAAGCAACUAUGACAUCAUGUUGGGUAAUAAUAAAUUACGAAAUUUUAUUGUGGCAACUUUGGCUACAAUUAAUUUUUCAAUUUAUCAAAUGAGACAAGAAAUAAGUCUGAAGCCAGUGGGUUUAUUUAACCAUGAAUUACCGGUUAUAUCUAAUUGUUUAGCUACUAAAUAUUGUCGAGAAAUCUAUGAUCAAUUAACCUGGAGUAUUUAUGAUAUAGAUAUGUUAAGGCAGCAAUAUGAAUUGUUUUAUUAUAAACCCUUUCAAUUAAUAGAUGUACAAAUUCCCGCUAAUGUUAAUUUAACAGAACUAUAUUACAAGGCUGAGUCCUUGUGUAUAAAGGGAAAUUUUCAAAAUUCUAUUUCAACUAUAAGCGGCACGGAUUUGUCUACAAUAGCAGUUUACUUAAAUAGUUUAUUAAACACCUGCGGCUGGUCAGAAAGUGAAGAAACUAGUUCUAAGUUUUCAUCAAUUAUUAAAAUUUCCAAAUUUGAAAGAUUGAUUAUGGACGACAAUAAUACUUUUUUAUUAAAUAUGCUGCAAAAUGUUGAGCCCAGUAAAUAUGAUUCUUUAUAUUUAAGCUGUUUAGAUUAUAAUAUGCUUAAAACAUAUUCGGUGUUUAGGACUCCAAAAUCUUUUAAUAAUGAUGAAGAAAAUUUUAAAACUAUAAAUCUACCUAAAUAUGUAAAAUAUUAUGCUAAUUCCGAUUGCAGCCAACAACGCAUAACAGAGUUAAUUAAACAAUAUGAUGAUUACCAAAUACAAGAAAUUGCUCCUGGCUACAAACUUUAUACUUUUAAAAGAUCGUUUAAUGUUUUAAAUGAAGUUGAAGACCGCGUGAUAAUACCCACACGUUUAUGUUUUCGGGAUUUUACUUUAUUUCAAAUGAAAGAGUUUUUGCAAAAUUUAAACACCCCCUCCCUAAAACCAGAACUUUAUUCCGAUACUAGUCUUCAAGAGAAAAAAGUUAAAACUUUGGAAUUUGAUGAAAAUAUCUUCAUAAGACCUAAUUCGCUUAAAGCUUUGAAAUUACAAAAAGAAACUGCUAAAGAAGAAAAUAAAAGUAGAAAAAGUGAUUACUCCAAUAGAAGUAAAAGUGGUAAAAAAUCUUCGCUUGCUAAAUCAUCUACAAAAAGCGAAAAUUCCAUCGGCUUGCCGCAAGAUCAUCAUUUGCUUAAAGGAUACAACUUGGAGGAUACUUUACAGGAAGUAAAAUAUAAAAUUUCCAAAUACUAUUAUCAAAAGGGAUACGUGCAACUGUAUGAGGAGAAAUGGUGUUUUCAGGAUAUGAACAAGCAAAUUACUUUGGCCUUAAAUAAUACCACUAUAUUUUUCAAUGGAACUCGUCAUUUACCCCAUAAUAUAAGCAAUAACAUACGUUUAAUUAGUCCCAACAAUAUCAGUAUUCGUAUACUUAAUAAUCCCGAAGAGUUUUCGAAGAUCGUUAUGUAUUAUCCAAACGGAUUGAGUGUAUUUUAUCACGACACAUAUUGUGAGCAAAUUUGGUAUUGUGAUGAUACUCCUCGAAAAGAAGAGCGUAGAAUUUAUACUAAUUUAGGAGCUAUAAUUGUUUUCUUUAAGAGUAAUGAUUUGAUCAUGAUAAUGCGUUAUAAUGGUGAAAUAUAUAAACUUUAUCAACAUGAGUUAGCGGAAGAAGAGGAAGAACAAGGCCACACUAGUGAGCUGGGAGAGGUGCAAGAGAAAAGUUCGGGUUAUAUAGAUAUCAAAGCUCAGGGUGACUCAAUAAUAAAUAAAGGAGAUACAUUUGAGCAUAAAUCGAAACAAUCUAAAAAAUCAAGAAACACUUUAAAAUCUUGCAUUAAUUAUGAAUUAAACUUCUUAAAUUUAUUAUGUUCUAUAUAUGAUUUAAAAUAUUUACAUCUAAUAGUAACCACUUCCCAAGGAAGGCGUAUAAAUAUGACCCAUCAAGGAAAUAUCUUUGAAGGACCUCAUUGUUCUCUUAAUGAAUGGCAUGACUAUUAUGCCAAUGAAUCCUAUUGUGAGCGCAGUGAUGGUGUAAAAAUGAUUUGGUCCUCAGAUUAUUUUAAAUGUUUUCACAAAGAUGGUUCAUCAUUUAAAACCACCAUCGAGAAUAUAUUUGAGAAGGAAACAGAUGAGUUUGAAUCUCAAAUUUCGCAAAGUUCCUCACAUGAUUAUAUAAAAGAUGAAAUGGAAGAUGAAAUACAGGAUAAAUCGAAAUUGGGCAAAAAUCUUAAGCAAAAGGAAUUAUCUUUUGGAGGAAUGUCCUCUAUCUUUCAGCCUUUUACUUUUAUAAAUCACGAAACUGUUGAGGAACAUAUAUCAUCAGAUUUGCCAUUUAUAACUUAUCACUGCAAAAGUUUCUUCAUGCAACACCCAAAUUAUGCUGAAGUUUAUAUACUUAACCCAGAACUCUCAAAUUUUUUAUCACUAAUGGAAAUCUUUGGCAAGGAUGAUAUACGAAUUUAUAUCCAUAGAGAGCCUAGUUAUAUAGAUGAAGAAUACUUAAGAUCAGAAGGUGAAGAAUAUACAAAUAAUUAUACGAAUUUUAAAACUAUAGUAAAUGUCUGGAUUGGGGAAAAUUUAAAUAUAACUGCGGAUAAUGAAGUUUGUGAAGUGUAUGCGGUAAUGUCGGAAUCUCAAGUUGUUAGGGAAUUGAAAAGUGAUUCUUCCUUGACAUUGAGAUUAAAAUAUACGGACUGUAUAAAUGAUGCUUUCAAAUAUUUGGUUAAUGAAAUAGCCUUAUUAGAAGGCAGCAAAAAGCAAAAAACUGAAAAAUUAUAUUACAUAGAAAAACUUAAUUCAGAUUGCAGUAGAAGAGGUUUUGAAUUUUAUGCUUCUCCACCUGUUCUUUCCCACUACAAUUUUACUGCUAGUAACAAUAUAACCGAAUUUAAGCCUGUGACUAGCAUACAGGAAUUAAUGACCAAUAAUUGUGAAUACUAUCAUCAAGAAUUGAACAAAUUCCCACGUUUCAAACAGGCAAAAAAGAAAAAACUAGUCGAUGUUGCUAUAGAAUUUCCCCAAUUACUAAGUGCUAACAUAUUUAUAAAAAUCCCCCAACAACUUAGAAGUACCGCUAAUAUUACAAAUUUCUUGGAGCCUUUUGAAAAAAUAGAUUUUAAAAAAUUACGCAGCAAGUUUAAAAAUGUUCUUAAUUUUUAUAUGAAACCUCAGCAGCAAGAGGAUUUGAAAAUAUUUAGCAGUUUAAAGAAUUGGUCAAAGCGUCAUUGGGAGCAUAAGAGACGUUUAUUUACAGAACAACAACGUUUGAGCCUUUAUCAUGCCAUGAUUAAACAUAAAAUGUAUCCAAAUUAUUGGAAAUUUUCAAAAGCCUAUGAGUGUCAAGUAUGUCGUAUAGAAUUUUUUGACUUUAUGCAAAAUAAAUGUGAGAAAAAAGAGAUACAAGGUCAAGAAUAAUAAAAUGAUUUUUUGAGAUUUAUUUUUAUAAGAGGAUAUAUAUAACAAUGAAGUUUAAUAAAAUAUGAGUUUAAUCUAAAUUGGUUUUUAAUAAAGAAUUUUCAAGACUAUUGAAUUUCAA
Lucilia cuprina (Australian sheep blowfly) is the source of this 4224-nucleotide messenger RNA. RefSeq lists its product as uncharacterized. The transcript has 10 exons. The coding region runs from base 48 to 4103 and encodes 1351 amino acids. Lineage: Eukaryota; Metazoa; Arthropoda; Insecta; Diptera; Calliphoridae. The record is from RefSeq and is a predicted model, not a curated record.